This is a messenger RNA of Cydia splendana, 1540 nucleotides long. RefSeq lists its product as uncharacterized. Lineage: Eukaryota; Metazoa; Arthropoda; Insecta; Lepidoptera; Tortricidae. Gene Ontology annotation, molecular function: peptidase inhibitor activity. Bases 95 to 1489 code for a protein of 464 amino acids. The record is from RefSeq and is a predicted model, not a curated record. The transcript has 3 exons.
CAAUGACAUCGAAAUUAAUUACUAUUUUAAUGCAUGGAUGGAUGCGUUGCUAACUUGACAUUCAUGUAAAGAAAUUGCCAGUUGAUAUUUCAAGAUGGCGACCACAGUUUUGUGGUUAAUUCCUCUGGCUUUUAGAAUUGUUAUUAGUGUAAAUGUUGAGCAAAGUGAGGUGAUACAUCGCCAGCGCUGCUCCAAGGGAGACAAAAUCCUGAACGAUUGCAAUUGGUGCCGUUGUAAAAACAGCGCGUACAACUGUGAGGCCCGGAGCUGUAAUCAAGUCGACGUGUUUGGACAUUUCAACGAUGCCAUACAAGACAUCAACGUAGGCAUGCAAGGUCACGGCGCUUGGCGCUCAACCCCCACGGCCUGCGAGCCCCACGUGCACUACCGCCGAGGCUCCGUGCUCUGCGUCUGCGGCGAGGACGGCGUCUGGCCAAACCCCGUCUGCCGAGACAUCUUCCAAGUACUCCAUGCCGUUGAAGUCGCCAGCGGAAAAACCUGCGACCCCAUGAAACUGUAUCUCCAAGAAUGCAACGUCUGUUUCUGUCCCAGCACGGGACAGUUAGAUCCCGAGCUAUGCACCAAAAAGGAAUGCGAUGAAAACGACCCAGUAAUGAAAGAACGGUCGACAGAAUUAAAGGAGCCUGUAGAUGUUUACGCGGAGUGUACGGUGGAUCAGAAAUACCAACUAGACUGCCAAACCUGCACUUGUCUGAGAAAUAACAGACUCCUGUGCGGAAAUUGUACGGACACGAAAGUAGAAGACCGUUAUUACUGCCAUUCCGAGCCUCCUAAUAAAAUAUUCAAUGUCGAUUGCAAUUUGUGCUUCUGCGAUAGUGAAGGUCGAAUGGUAUGCUCGGCAAAGCGCUGUCUUGGGAAUGUAAGCCCGUCAACAAGAAGGCGUCUAUUGGACAUAGAUGAGCGCUAUUUCGAGUUAGUAGAACGCCCAGUAGCUCUCCACACUUGUAAGAUCGGGACCAAGUAUAGAAAAGGCUGCAACACUUGCGUGUGCUUGAAACAUGAAUCUGGAAAAACCAUGUUCGCGUGCACGGUGAGACCUUGCAAGGAAGAGUCUUUACUGAGAACUAUAAGGGAAGGCUGCGUUCUGUCGACAUCUUACGAAUUGAAUUGUUUAAAAUGUUCCUGCGUUACGGCUAAUGACGAGAAAUGGCAAUGGUGCGAGACUGAAAGCAUAUGCUCGAACGUGAAAAGUGAGAGUGUCGAGUUGAGCAGCAUGCACGGUUACUGCGAGCCGUUGCAUAAUUACGUUAAUGAUUGCAAUAAUUGCCAAUGCCUCUCUGACAGUCAGACAGUAAUAUGUUCCGACUUGAAAUGCGACAAGGCGAGCAUAUCUGUGGAGGUAAUACCGAUGCUGCAACACGGUAUCGACUGCCCGAAAGGAACCGCUUACAAGGUCGACUGUAAUAUUUGUUACUGUUUGCUCAACGGGAAUUCUUUGUGUACAACGCUUGAUUGUAAGAAGCAAUAAAAAGGUAAGAAGGAAUAUUUAAAACUUAUUUUUAAGAAUAAAGUUUCCAAU